AUGGCUUCAAAAACGCCUGCAAAGACGUCUACCAGAAAUCGCAAACACAAUGAACCAAACGCUCCCAAACCUCCCGCCUCGGAUCCAGCAGCAGAUGGCCCUCACGUCAACUAUGCAGAGGUCCAGGCCGAGGAGAUCGACGUCCUUCAAGCCAUCUACAUGGAAGACUAUGAAGAAGUAGAAGUCAAGACUGCCUGGAGCAAGAGCUCCGAUCGGGCAUUCAAACUCAAAUUGAAAGCCUUCUCUGAUGAAUCUACCUUUGUCGUUCUAUCUGCAAAGUUGACGGCGACCUAUCCCAAAUCUGCGCCUGUGCUUCAGAUAGAAGGUUUGGACAAGUUGCAAGCUCAGGCCAAGAAGCGUGUUCAAAAUGUUGUCAAGAACAGACCAGCUGAGAUGGCCGGCGAAGUCAUGAUGCAUGCUAUCGCAUCAGACAUUCAGGAUGCUCUUGAGGACGCGGUCCAGGCUAGAGAGCAGGGCGCCAAGAGAGUGCAGGCUGCCCAGGAUGAGGAAGAACGCAUGCUGCAAAAAAUGGUUCAGGAUGAGGUCGAACGUCCCGUCGCGCUCGGACCUGGUGUAGAAAGCGUCCCUUUCAACACUGUUACCAUGGUAGCGCCUAUUGCUUCCAAAGGCCAGAUGAGUAUCUACGCUACUCAACCCAAGUUGUCGAGAGGCUCCUUUAUGAGUCCGACCAUGCUUGCAGUUCGCCGUUUGUCCUUGAAGAUAGUACAUGGUGACGCUACGAGCAAGAACCAUUUAUUGGCCUUAGAAGAAGAGCUUGAAGCGCUGAAAGUACUUCGUCAACCCAACAUCGUCAACGUUUAUGCUUUCAAGGUUGGAAAGCCCGAGGGAAGAGAUGGAGGACUGAACCAAGAUUGGGAUGUCUCAGUCCUAUCAGAUCUUGCCAAUAGAGGAAGUCUCGCCGAGAUGCUCGAAGAUGGCAACACUGUACCGCCCGCUAAAGCAAAGCAAUGGUCUCUAGACUUGCUUGAAGCCUUGGAUUACUAUCACCGUCACGGUAUUGUACACAAACGCAUACACAGCGCUAACAUUCUGCUGUUUCGAUCAGACACUGGAGUCACUGCACCGAAACUAGCAGACGCUGCCUAUGAAGACAGGCUACUCAGGCUACAAGGUCGAGCAAGCACCCUGGAAAAAGGCAAGAAGAUGGCAGCAUGGCUUGCACCCGAGUGCUCUGGAGAAGACGCCACCUUCACUCGACGAAGCGAUGUUUGGGAUUUUGGUGUCCUGCUUGUCCAGAUGCUCUUUGGUACUGCUAUCACUCGCAAGUACAAUGGUCCAAUGACUAUGCUUGAGUCUCUUGAUCUAUCCGAACCUCUCAGCGAUGUUCUGCGCAGAGUCUUCAGCAAAGAACCUAAGAACAGACCUACGGCCUUUGAGCUGAUUCCUAGCGAGUUCUUCCGCAGCGACUUACCCAUUAUUAACACGGAGUUCUCCAAGGGUCAACGCAGACAAUCCUCCUCUAUGGGCUUCUCAGGUGACUUCAAGAGUCCUAUCGCUAGGCGCUCUAGGCAGAAUUCUCAGAGCGUUGGCGAAGGUCCAGUGUUUUCAAGGUAUACCAAAGACUUCACCGAGCUAGGUCGCCUCGGUAAGGGUGGCUUCGGUGAAGUUGUCAAAGCUCGCAACAAGCUUGAUGGCGGAGUCUACGCCAUCAAGAAGGUCAAGCAAGACUCGGCUGCGCAACUUGAGCACGUUUUGUCCGAAGUCAUGCUUCUGCAUAGACUCAAUCAUGCUUAUGUAGUCCGUUACUACUCGGCCUGGGUCGAGGACGACUUGUCUGGCAUGGUUGAAUUAGACCAGGAGUCUGUCUCGUUCGCAGAAGAUAUGACGACCUCCUCAGGCGAUGGCAUCCAGUUUGGCAUGAGCAGUCGUGGCUUGGACUUUGUCAGCUCGAGCGGCCUUGGUGACGAUAUUGUCUUUGGCGAAGACAGCGAUGAUGAAGAAGAGGAGGAUAAUGAUGAUGACGAGGAUUCGGCGUCUGGAACCGAGACCGAUGGUCGCAUUACAAACGGAAGGUCCAUCUUCAGAAAUGACGCGCCUUCAGAGAGUGCGAUCAGCGAUGGUGAGGAUACCGACUCGCGACCUCAAAGAACACAUCGCGCCUCAUCUCGUCGCUUCAUGCGCUCUACACUUUAUAUCCAGAUGGAAUAUUGCGAGAGACAUACUCUUCGAGAUUUGAUCAGGAAAGACAUGUACGCGAGGCCCGAACAAGGCUGGCAAAUGCUCCGACAAGUUCUCGAAGGUCUUGCUCAUAUCCACAAUCAUGGCAUCAUCCAUCGUGAUCUCAAACCCGACAACAUUUUUAUCGACGUUGCCGGCAACCCUCGUAUCGGAGACUUUGGAUUGGCCACGACAAGCCAGUACACUAGCGCUGACAAAGUCAUGGCCAGCACUAAUAUAGGUGCCGACAUGACCAGGAGUGUCGGGACUGCCAUGUAUGUUGCGCCCGAGAUUAAGUCUGGUUCUGGAGUGAACUACAACGACAAAGUCGACAUGUACUCGCUCGGCAUCAUAUUCUUCGAGAUGUGCUUCCCACUCCGGACAGCCAUGGAGCGCCAUGAGGUGUUGUUAAAGAUGAGAGAGAAAGAGCAUGUCUUGCCUUCGGAAUUUCAAGCCCCAGAUAAGGUACUUCAAGGCAACAUCAUUAUGGAUUUGAUCAGUCACUCUCCUGGCGAUCGCCCAAGCAGCUUGGAACUCCUUAGAAGCGGGAAGUUGCCGGUGCAGAUCGAGGAUGAGACUAUCCGACAAGCCUUGCAAAGUCUCACCGAUCCGGGAUCAGAGUACUACCAGAAGAUGAUGACAGCUUUGUUCACUCAGACGCCCGAUCAUCGAAUCAAAGACUUUGCAUGGGAUGCCAAAGCCAGCAAGGAACCACCGACAGCCGAAGAUUUUCGUGUAAGAGACAUUGCCAGAAAUACCCUUUGUUCCAUCUUCCGCAGGCACGGAGCCGAAGAGACGCAACGUACUUUGCUGCUUCCCCGAUCCAGCUACUACACUGCACCCAAUAUCGUUCAACUCUUGGAUGGUACAGGUAACCUCUUGCAACUGCCAUAUGAUCUAGUUCUGCCACAUGCAAGGCGUCUUGCCAAACAGGAACCCUCGGUCGAAAAAACGUUCGUCUUUGGCAAUGUCUUUCGUGACACCCUUAGCGGAGGUCCUCCUAGAACAAUCAAGGAAGUCGACUUUGAUAUUGUGACUAAAGAGAGCGAUGAUCUUGCACUACAAGAAGCAGAAGUCCUCAAAGUAGUCGACGAGAUUAUCGAUGAGGUCCCCGCACUGUCUUCGCAGCCUAUGUGCUUUCAUCUGAGCCAUUCCGAUCUGUUGGAGCUCAUUCUUGACUUCUGUCGCAUCGACAAAUCCCAAAGACCGAUCGUUAAGGAAACACUCAGCAAGCUAAACAUCCAUCAGUUUGGCUGGUCAAAGAUACGUGCUGAACUUCGCUCACCAUUGAUUGGUAUUCACUCUACAUCCUUGGACGAUUUGGCACAGUUCGACUUCCGUGAGACUCCUGACAAGGCUUUGAGAAAGAUGCAAGAGAUUCUUGAGGACAGCACACACGCUAGCAGGAUCAGAAGACCCAUGGAACACAUUAAGCAUGUGGUCGAUGCUAUGAAGCUCUUUGGCGUCCGGCGCAAGAUAUACAUCUGUCCCUUGGGCAGCGUCAACGAGAAAUUCUACACCGGAAGUGUGUUGUUCCAAUGCAUUUAUGACAAGAAGAACAGAAACGUCUUUGCUGCAGGCGGAAGGUACGACCGACUCAUCGAUGCCCAUCGCUCUCGCGCCCAUGCCACAAGUGAGGCGUGUCAUGCUGUUGGCGUCAGCAUCGGCUGGGAUGGCCUCAUUGCGGCAAUCAUGAGGCACAAGAAAAAUGCAAUCAACAGUGCAUACCUCAAGAAGGGCCAAGAAGAGUCACUCAGCCCAGUCUGGAACGCAAAGCGCUGCGACAUCCUCGUAGCUUCUGGCGACCCAACCGUCCUCCGCUCCACCGGCAUCAAAGUGCUCUCCAGCCUCUGGGCCAACGACUUCAGCGCCGAACUAGCCACAGACGCACGAACCAUUGACGAUGUGCUCAGCAAGCAGCGAGACGCAUCCCACCCCUGGAUCGUCAUGGUCAAGCACGAAGCCUCCAGCACCUUCAAAGUCCGCAACAGCACCACAGACACCGAGACCGAAGUUGCCAGCACGAACUUGAUCUCGCACAUGCGCUCUGAGAUGCGUGAACGAGAGUCGCGCGAGGCAGGCAACCAUCGCUCUCGCCACCAUCCAUCACUCAUCCGCCAUUCCUCUCACCACAACGAAGGCAAUGGUAACAGCGAGCGCGGUAAGAAUAACGUCCAAGUCCUCAUGGCCCAGCACCGCGGCAAGAAAAGCAACAAAUACCACAUCGUGGAAGCGGCCCAACAGCGCUGGGCCUCCUACAUCGACACCUGGAAGUCUGCGCCCAUCCUCGCCAUCGAAGGACGUGAAGGCAUCGUCGACAACAUCCGCGACGAGACUCGACUCUCGGAUCCGGAUUCGUGGCGUAAACUGAUUCAGAACACGCCACUUGCUGAACGUCAGUAUUUGGCUCAAGUUCAUGAGUUGCUGUUGGAGAUGAGGAAGAAAUGGGAGCAGCAGGAGGAAGGAGCUAGUAGAGAGGCUUGUCUGUAUAACUUCAGAACUGCCAAUUGCGUUUACUACGAUGUUGGAUUGUAG
Molecule: messenger RNA, 4713 nt
Organism: Aureobasidium vineae
Lineage: Eukaryota; Fungi; Ascomycota; Dothideomycetes; Dothideales; Saccotheciaceae
Source: the annotation of a GenBank genome assembly